Messenger RNA from Vespula vulgaris, 2123 nucleotides. Its product is annotated as transmembrane protein 209. Gene Ontology annotation, cellular component: membrane. The transcript has 8 exons. NCBI's taxonomy places the organism in Eukaryota, Metazoa, Arthropoda, Insecta, Hymenoptera, Vespidae. The coding region runs from base 141 to 1757 and encodes 538 amino acids. The record is from RefSeq and is a predicted model, not a curated record.
UGAUCUGAUCAAUUUGAAGUUAUACGCAAAAAACAUGUUAUGUAGUGUUCUACAGGUUAAAAAUUGUUUUAAUUUUUUUAUUACAUAGUUGUAGAAUUUCUAAAAGUUUGUAUUAGAUAUUUUUGUAAAAUUGUUAAAAAAUGGGAGAUUUUCAUUCUCCUAUGUCUCAUAUUUCUCCUAAUGCAAGGAUAUUAACACCUAAACCGCAAGUUCAACAAACUCUUCAUUUAAAGCAAAUUCAAAAUAAAGCAAGGAAAAAUAUCACAUGGUUUUUUAUAAAUAGUAUUCUUCUCAGCAUUGUUAUCUCUGAUAUAUUAUAUGGAGGUACAGCUUAUAAACCAUUUUUUUGGAUUGAAUGGUGCUUAGCAUCAAUAUUUGCUUUAAAUGCAUUUUAUCAUAUAACACAGUAUAUUUGGACAAAUUUUCAUAUACAACCAAUUGUAUUAAGUCCACGACAAAAACUUUUAUUAGGGAUAUCAAAUGAUGAUCCACUUUUCAAAAGUGAAACUACUUUACAAAAAAUAUCAGAAUCAAGUACACCUUUGAAUUUAUCUUGUAUAAGUCUUAAUAGACGUAUGACACCACUCGGCUCCUCGUUAAGUGAAAGCAAGGAUUAUUCAAUGAAUACAUUUGGUAAAUAUGGCAAUCUAUCAUCUCCAAAAUUGAAGCUUAGUCCUGAUGGAUCAAUCAACAAAUCUUUAAACUCUUCCAUGAAUAGUACAUUCACAAGUGAACAUUUCAUACAAAGUGAAGCUGAAUUACAAAAAUAUUUAAAAGAAGCAUCAGUACAAAGGAAAACUAUACUUUCGACAAAUAUUGAUCAACCUUCCAACUUGUUAAGUUCAUUUUGGACGCACCCUGCUAUAAGAAGUCCUAACGAAGUUUCUCCUUCAUUGAGACGAUGCGCUUAUCAACUUGCUCCUACUAUGUUAUCUUUUAACAUGGAUAAAUCAAAAUCUACAAGUCCUGGUGCAGAAGAAGGAAAUUCACCAAGAGGUACUUUUGGCAUUCCAGACGUUUGGAGAAAAUAUAGAGUUGAUUCAAAUAAAGUUAAUGAAUGGACUGCUAAUCUACGCAUGUGGAUUAGUAAAACUGUGGUCGAAAGAGUUGCUGUAGAGAUUGAUAACAUAUGUUCAGCUUUAAUUCGUCAUGGUUUGAGUGAUUCUCAACCAGGACAUAUUGGUUUGGAUAGACUGAGAAAAUUAGCACAAGCACAAUUUUUAGUGUCUACGAUACCAACGCUUCCAACAUUAGUACCUUUUCUAGAAUUGUCCAAUAAUCAAGAAUAUCUAGUGAAAAGAAUUAAAACACUUGCUAAAGGAGGUUCUAUGAGCGAAUUUAAAUGGAAUAGUGGAGGUUCGCAUAAUAGCAAGGAAUGGGAUUCUAGUUUACCAACUGAUUCAGCUAUAAUAAUGCAUUUAAUAGCAACUUAUAUGGAUACACAAUUAGAAGCUCCUUUAGAUCAACCAGAUGCACGUCCUUUUUCAUCAAGAUAUAUGGCUCGAUCAGGCAUGGAUUUACCAAGAAAUAAAGGUCCCAUAAUAAUGUCUCAAUCUGUAAAUCCACCACAUUAUUGUUUAGCAUUAUCUGGCGACUCCUUGCCAACUGAUUACGAAGAAAUUCAACGGGGUAGAAACAAUUUGUUUCACACGCUUUUACUUUUUUUAUACAUUGUUAAAACUCGUGAUCAUGGCAUGUUAGGACGUGUUAAUUUAGGAGCAUCAGGUAUUAAUAUCUUAUGGGUUAUUGAUGGCUAAAAUAUGUGUAUGUGUGUGUGUGUGUGUGUGGAAAGAAGAAAUUUCUACAAUUUCACUUAACAUAAUUUAUACAAAUCAUUUUAAUCUCAUCUCAUUUUGAUGUUUUUCUAUGAACAAAAAAAUUUUAAGUAUAUAUCAAUAUAUUACAUAUACUAACAAGCAAUUAGCUGAUAUUUUAUAACGUAUUUAUGUAUGUUUUUGUGUAUGGAUAUGUGAGAGAGAGAGAAAGAAAGAGAGAACUACAUUUGAAUGCUACGAACUCUUUAUUCACAUAUACUUACCAUUAUGUACAAAUAAAGCAGAAAUUACGAUUCGUAAUCAGUAAAGGUAUUUCUGUACUAUUAUUAAAUACAUUAAUAUAUACUA